GUACAUAUUGAGUUUUCAAAAAGACUGAAAUAAAGGAUUAUUUUGAUUUUUAACUAUGGAUACAAAUUUACAGCCAUCUAAGAUUGAAAAAAUUAACACCAAUGAAACACUACAAAAUUUGAAUUCGGAAAUAACAGACCAAAAGAGGAGAAGUUCAUCUCGAUCAAUAAAACGUAAAAGAUUUGACGAUGAAAUUGUGGAAUUCGGGAUACCUUCCACAUCACAGUACAGCCGAAUAGGGAGAGCACGUACCCAAUCACAAUCCUAUAUUCCAUCUACACAAACAACUCCCGUUCCAACUGCCUCACCUUCCACACAAAACAACUUCAAUAAUUCGGCUACAGUGCUAAAUAAUUCUGACACAAUAAAUUCUAUAAAUUUACCAAAUUCUCUACCGGUAGAUAUUGCUUCACCGACAGUUAAUACAAUGCCAGUUCAUCAACAAUUCAAUUCACAUUCUACUGUAGCAGCAAGCUCUGUAAAUAUAAUUACUGAUAAAAGAAACAAAAGUAAACCAAGUGGUGGUACAAAUAGUAAAAAAAAUAAGAAAGGUAAUCGAGGUCCGCACCAAAUCACAACAAAAGAUUUAGGUCGUUGGAAACCAAUAGACGAUUUAGCCCUUAUAAUUGGUGUACAACAGACAAAUGAUCUGCGCACGGUACACCGUGGCACAAAAUUUUCUUGCAAAUUCACAUUGCAGGAACUACAGCAAAGAUGGUAUUCUUUGCUUUAUGAGGAACCGAUAUCUAGAAUAGCAAUUUCUGCUAUGAGGAAUUUACACCCAGAAUUGAUAGAAAACAUUCAAAGCAAAGCCUUAUUCACAGUUCAAGAAGAAAAUAUUUUGGGUACAAUAAAAAGUACAGAAAAUCCUUCAGUUGAAUCAUUUCAAGACCUUUUGGAUAAAAAUCCUUCAAUUUUUUUUUCUGCACGAACUCCAAAAUCAUUAUACAACCAUUGGCACUUAAUGAAACAAUAUUAUUUGUUACCCGACCAAACAACUAAACCUCUUUUUAAUGACGAUCAACCUAUCAGCUUUUCGGAUGCUGAAGAUAUGAUAGAGGAUAGUGAAUUAACAGAAAACAAAGAGGAAGCUUUGGAAAUGGAGCUAGCCUUAGCAGACCGAAGAAAUAAGCGAGAAAUUCGUCACUUAGAAAACGAAUUGAGUAGAUGGACUGUUUUGGUAGAUUCCUUGACAGGUGUCGGCUUUACUCCAGAAUUUGACAGCCAAACUCUCGCAGUUCUCAGAGGCAGACUUGUGAGAUAUUUAAUGAGGUCAAAGGAAAUUACUUUUGGACGAAGCGCUAAAGACUUUAGUGUAGAUGUUGAUUUGUCACUGGAAGGCCCUGCUUAUAAAGUUUCAAGAAAACAGGGAACAAUAAAAUUGCGUAGUAAUGGAGAUUUCUUUAUUUCUAAUGAAGGAAAAAGACCCAUAUAUAUUGACGGCAUGCCACUGUUGCAAGGAAAUAAGUCCCGACUAAGUACUAAUUGUGUCGUUGAAAUCGCGGGACUUAGAUUUGUAUUCCUUGUUAAUUACGAUCUUAUUAACGCUAUACGUCAUGAAAGCGCUAAAACAACUGGCCCUUUGAAUUAAAUUGAAAAUAGCCGGGCAUACGUUCUGAAUUCAAAUUUGUACGUAUUCACCCAUACGUCGGAACCAAGUUUUUAUACAAUUGAUUUCUUAAAAUCUUCUAAAGCAUUAAUAAAAAUUGAAAUGAAUUAGAAUAAUUCAAAGAAUUCUAUAAAAUAAAGAAUAAAUUGCUUUUAUUUACAUAUAUGUAUAUUUUAGCGUAUAUUUUC
Messenger RNA from Condylostylus longicornis, 1797 nucleotides. It is a transcript of the gene Rcd5, whose product is annotated as microspherule protein 1. NCBI's taxonomy places the organism in Eukaryota, Metazoa, Arthropoda, Insecta, Diptera, Dolichopodidae. The coding region runs from base 56 to 1591 and encodes 511 amino acids. The record is from RefSeq and is a predicted model, not a curated record. The transcript is spliced from 3 exons. Gene Ontology annotation, biological process: positive regulation of transcription by RNA polymerase II. Gene Ontology annotation, cellular component: Ino80 complex; NSL complex; MLL1 complex. Gene Ontology annotation, molecular function: G-quadruplex RNA binding; protein binding.